Messenger RNA from Cydia splendana, 858 nucleotides. RefSeq lists its product as uncharacterized. The transcript has 4 exons. Gene Ontology annotation, molecular function: acyltransferase activity, transferring groups other than amino-acyl groups. The record is from RefSeq and is a predicted model, not a curated record. Bases 134 to 838 code for a protein of 234 amino acids. Lineage: Eukaryota; Metazoa; Arthropoda; Insecta; Lepidoptera; Tortricidae.
GCAAGUAGCACAAACCGAGCUCAUACAGAAUACAAUCCAGUCCCGUUCUGUGCACUUAAUGUCUCAGAAGUCGUUUUAAAUUUAAAGCCUCAAAAGCGUUUCUUCAUUUUACAUUGUCUAGCAAUUUAAGCCAAUGUCUUCCAGGGAAUAUCCCAAAGUAUGGGACAGUUUCGAGCGAAUAGUCGACGGUGGUACGAUGAAAUUUGUAGUGGAGGAUGUAUCUGAAGCUAUGUGGAGCACCGCAGUCGAAUUCAUGUUGGGAAAUUAUAUUAAGGAAGAUGUUUGGUGGAGUACGGCGGGUACGGCGAGGGACCCCGAUGCGGUGCAAGAGUACCGUGUGCUGCUGACAUCGAUCAUUAGGCAGAAGAUGUCGCUUGCCUGCUUUCUGGCUGACGGAGAUGGAUCGGGACAUACUUUGGUUGGUGCGAAUCUUUGCCUGCCUCAGGUCAAGGGAGAGUUUGUGGAUCAUAAUCCGCCAAAAACCGAAGCCGGCCUAUUAUCCCUACGCAUGUUCGCAGAGGCGAUGAAAGUGCCCGUAAUUUAUGAUAAAUACGGAGUUGGUGAAUACCUAAUGGGCGCCGGCCUCUCCGUAGCCCCGGAGUACAGGAGAUUGGGAAUCGCCACCAAAUUACUCACGGCUAGAAUCGCACUAUCGAAGAGCCUGGGAUUUCGAGCAACUGGCGGCAUCUUCACCAGUGAACACGGUCAACUAGCCGCUGAAAAGGCAAGCUACGAGUGUGUUUACACAGUUCCGUACAAAAAGUUUGGGAAACGCUGCAAAAUCGCCUUUAACAGUAGCACGCAAGACUUGAAGAUAUUUGCUAUCAAAACUGAAUAAAAUACUACUGGGAAUAGGAA